Messenger RNA from Arabis nemorensis, 516 nucleotides. Lineage: Eukaryota; Viridiplantae; Streptophyta; Magnoliopsida; Brassicales; Brassicaceae. The record is from the annotation of a GenBank genome assembly.
AUGGCAACUAUCGCGACUCCGUUUCUUCUAAUCCUCUUUCUCUCUAUCUCCACCGUAUCCGUUCACGGCGCAUCUCACCACCACACGGCGGCUCCGGCGCCGGCUGUUGACUGUUCGACUCUCAUAUUCAGCAUGGCUGAUUGUUUAUCCUUUGUCUCGAGCGAUAGUACAGCGAAGAGACCGGAAGGUUCGUGUUGCUCAGGGCUUAAGACGGUGCUUCAAACCGACGCAGCGUGUCUCUGUGAAGCUUUCAAAAGCAGUGCUUCUCUUGGAGUCACUUUGAAUAUCACUAAGGCUUCUACACUUCCUGCAGCAUGCAAGCUUCACGCUCCUUCUAUUGCUAAUUGUGGAUUGUCUGUUGCUCCUAGUACUGCUCCAGUUGCUGGUGGACCUGACGGAGCCGGACCUUUAGCUCCAAACCCAUCUCCAGGAAACGACGGAUCUGCCUUGAUUCCGAUCUCCUUCGCAACCGUAUUCAGUACCGUAUUGUUCGUAUUGUUCACCUCUAGUAUGUAA